GGAGACGGAAGAGCAGAGAGUGGUGGCGGUGGCCAGAGCGGACCUGGGCGCCAUGGAGGGCCGCGGGAGAGAGGUGGCCCAGUUGGCCGUGCAGCAGCAGCUCCGAGCCGCCUACGGGAUCAAGGUGAAGACCCGGGCGGCCAAAAGGAACAAGCCGACGCGGUCGGCAGCCGCCGGAGAAGGAAGGGGCAAAAUCUUUGGGAUACCUCUUCAUGAAUUACCUCAGCAGAUUGUGCCUGAAUAUGGACAUAUACCUUGCUUUUUGGUUGAGGCUUGUAAAUACUUGGAAGAGCACAUUCAUACUGAGGGGCUCUUCAGAAAAUCUGGAUCAUUUAUGCGUUUGAAAACAUUAAAGACUAAACUGGAUCAAGGUGAAAGUGGCCUGUCUACUGCACAGCCCUGUGAUGUUGCAGGGCUUCUGAAGCAGUUCUUCAGGGAGUUGCCUGAGCCCAUCCUUCCAAAUGAGCUACAAGAAGCUCUCAUCAAAGCCCAGCAACUCAACAGUGAGGAGAAGAUUUCUGCAACACUGCUGCUUUCAUGUCUUAUAAAUGAAAGACAAAUUGAUACACUCAGAUAUUUUUUCAAGUUCCUCAAAAAUGUGUCUCUAAGAUCUGCUGAAAACAAAAUGGACAGUAGCAACCUGGCAGUAAUUUUUGUUCCAAAUCUCUUGCAAUCAAGUGAACCUGACAAGAUGACAGAGAAGAAACUUCGUUUGCAGGCUGCAGUUCUGCAAACAUUCAUUGAUCAUGCAGACAAAAUAGGACAUUUUCCAAAGGUUAUCCUGGAAAAGAUACCUGCUCUGCUUGGUAUUGAUGAUACCAUCUCUAUGCCUUCACUGCAAGAUUGUGGAGAAAAUGAAAUCGAAACUCCUCGUGAACACAUGAGGAGGAGAAGGCAGAGCAUAGGAGAUGUUGUUAGUGGAGCACUGAAUAAAUUUAAAUCUAACAGAACACCCUCCACUACACCUCAGAAAGGCAGAUGUGUAAUUCCUCCGGUGACUCCAGUGAUUGUUACACCAAAUUGUAAGCGUAAAUAUCCUGCUGAUUCUUCUCAAGGCUUCUCUAGUAAGAAAAGACGAUCUAUCAGGCAUAACAUGGGUCUUGAACUGUUACCAAAUACUCUUUUCAGCACUAGCUCAACGCCUGGAUCAGUUCAGUUUGAAUUAAGUCCUAUAUUACUUGAAGCAUCUCAAAAUUCACUAUCUGUCUCAGUCACUGGUGAAAGUCACCUCCCUAGUAUAGGGAGUCGAAGAAGCAAAAGAAUUGCCAGCAAAAAAGUGCAGAGGGCUGACUCUGGAAAAAUGGGUUGCUUUUCUCCUAAAAUUAGUCGGAAAGAAAUGGUACGCAGGUCACUGCGAUUAAAGUUCAUUCUGGGAAAAAGCAGCAAAGAGAAUACAGCAAUGGAUCAUCCUGCUAGUAACAGAUCUGAAAAUAUUGGUCGUCGACUUGCAAGUCAGCAGGACAAGGAAAAUGGAUUAGAUUCUGUGAAGAAGGGUACAUUAUUAAGCCCAUAUGUUGGUGAGUCUAUAACAAAGGUAAAUAAGGCUUACAUCAGCAAAUCAGAGGAAAACUUGAAAAUUGUAAAGCAUAAUGAUGCAAGCUAUCGAAUGUCCUGGACUGGCCCAAAUACCACAGAAUCUCAGGGAACUGGUAGUAGAGGUACUGCGUCAAUGGCAAGAUGUGAAGUAGCAGCCUCUUCCUCAGAGCUUGCUCUUACAGUCAAAGAACUGCCAGUCAUUCCAUUUAAAAUUGUGGAUGCAAGAACUAGACAGGAUAGCAAUAAACGACAAACAUCCUUAUGUGAAGAUGAAAAUAAUGUGACUACAGACACUUUACUGAAAAUUAAGAAAGCAUUUUCUGAAUCUGGAAGCAAUCUUCAUAAGUUAUUUGAAACUGAGUCUUCAAAAUCAAAUUCAACAGGAGGAACAAUGUGCUUUACAGACCUUAAUCUAGAGAGGCAUCACUUUAAAGGUACAGCUCAGAAAAUGUCAAAUGUAGAGCAGAAGACUCUGUUUACAAACUCUGCUUAUGAAUCAAGUGAAAUUGACAAAUGUCUGUCAAGUACAGAUAAAACCAGUUCUGUGGAGGGAUCACUGUCCCCAAAUAAUGCCAAGACAGAUCUUGAAAUCCAUGAGCUACGUGAAAAUGAUGGCUCAGUGCAAGAGGACCAGCUGAUUACAAGGACCUCUCCACACCUCCAGUUACAAGGCACAAGUACUUUGCAAAAGGAAAUACUGGAAUCCACUGAGCAAUUUAGCACAGAAAGAUUGAUUGAAGUUAAAGAACCUAUAUACUGCAAAUCAGAGCCAGAGACUAGAAUGUGUUGUGAAUCAAAAGAACUUUCCUUGCUGUUAUCAGGAGAUGGAGACAGAAAUGGCAAACAUGCCUUGCACGUGGAUAUAUGUGAGAAAUCUAAACUUUCCCCUUCCGGAAAGGUUGCUGACCACAUACAUUGGUUCAACAAACUUUCAUUAAAUGAACCGUGUUCUGCAACCAAAACAAAGCCACCUCUUAAGUUCCAACGCACCCCUGUCCGUCAUUCUAUAAGGAAGAUGAACUCCCUCUUGGAAGCCAAUAAGCAUAAAGUUACUUGUAAACUAAUGAAAGCUGCUGACUGUCCUUCUCUUGUUAGAUCAGUCAGCUAUGAAACUGCACUGUCCUCUUGUGCAGAAAGCAUGUCUAAAACCUCUACAGCUUCAUCUCUGCCUUCUGAACCAACAUGCAAGCAGAUGUCUACAUAUGAUCAGUUUGCUCGAUCUUCCAAACCCUUCCAACAACUGAUACAUCCAUUAGAACAAGCCAGCAGACCUGAUACAAGCUGCAAAGAGACAGUGACUACUGCAAAUCAUUCCAAAUCUGCCCUUGAGGACCUAACUAAUCAUGAAGCACCAAAAACUGUUGCAAAAAUGAACACAAACAUAAAUGCCGCAAGUGCUACACCUGAUAAGUGUGUUCUCAGGAAAACAGUAGAAAUAAAGACUCGCUACAGAGGAUCUCCAAAGAAUCCAAUGGCAACAUCAAAACUUCUUCCGGUUGUUAAACCUCUUGACUUAUAGAUUUGACAGAACACACAUAGGUUUGCAUGUUUAGGAUUGCUGCCAGAGUACUGGAUUUAGAAUAUUUUUGAUAAGACAGAAGAGCCCUUUCUACCCACAAGAGGGUGCUAGAGUGAUUCUCCAGGCAGAGUAAAGGUGAUGGUGAUUUUCAGCAAUUCUUUUUCUCAUACAGGCCUUUAUGCCUUUCUCAAAAUCUGCACUGGGAGGUGGGGUAAUUGGAUCCCUACAAAAUAGUGGGGAAAAUAAUAAGAUACUGGGGGCUAUAGAGGGAAGGAGAAAUUGGUGCAUUUUCUGUCUACAUAACACAUGCUUUCUGUAAACAGAAAUCCAUUCUAGGAAUGCUUCUGUUGCACAAAAGAAACUGUUUUCAAUCCCAAAGUCUGGGUUUUGUUUUUUAUUUCUUUUUAUUUCUUUUUGAAGGGGGCGAAUAUUUUCACUUGCCUUUUAAAUAUAAAUAUUGUCUCUUAAACUCAGUAGAAAUUAAGUUGUGACUGAAACUUGAACAAGUGAAUAAUUCUGUUGGGUAGCAUUUACCUUGUGGGUUCCUAUUAGGUAUUUGUUAUUGUAUGUUUGAUGAGUUUUAUGAGGGGAAAAACUUGCAAGUGCUGCUAGCUACUUAACUCAGAUUUCAAAAAGUACAAAGAAUUUGUUUGUAGUUGAUAUUUUUGAGAACUGAAAAUGUGGAAGUGUAGUCUUACAUGCCAAGUAAAACGUGGUUCAUACACUUGAAUUUUGCUACAUAGUCACAGUUCUUGCAACAUUCAAGUAUCUGUGAUGGUUCAUAUUUUACACUAGUGCUGUUUCCUUAUGGCACAGAUGAAAGUUGCUGUUGGACUACAGAUCUCAUCAGCCUUAGCCAGUAGAGCCACUGGUGAGAAAUGCUGAGAACUGGAGUCCAGCACAUCUGGACUACAGAUCUCAUCAGCCUUAGCCAAUAGAGCCAAUGGUGAGAUAUGCUGAGAACUGCAGUCUGCACAUUUGGAGGUCACAUCUUGUUGCCCACCUCUGUCUUGCAGCAGUAACUGUUCUAAAAACUAUCAGGCUGUGUACUUUUUUAAGAGGUGACUUUUAGUUGAGGCAAACAAAUGGCCACCAAAUAAAAUGUCAAGUUUGUGUAGCCAUUGUGCUGUUAACUGUAGGUGGAUACACUCUGAAGCUCCUAGCACAAAAUAUGGUAGAAUACUCCAGUGUUGUAUUACAUGUACAUUAUUUUCUGUACUUGCUUUGUGGGGAAGGGCAGGCACAAAGAAACUUGCAAGUCUUUUAUGUGAUACAAAUCACAUGAUUAAAUGGAAUAAAAUGUGUGGAUUAUAUCACUGCAUUAAAACAUACUGUAUAAAGCCAUACUGUUCAUUUGCACAGGUAUUUGGAUCAGUUAAGUCUAAUACUGAAACUGUUGUUUGUCCAGUGUAUAAGUUAUUUGAUUUUUUGCUUUAGUUUUAUGUAUACUUUGUGACUGGGGUCUUAAAACUUCUCUCUGAAGUAAUUAAAGUUUUUUUUUCAUGCUGUGUAUAUAUAUAUAAUUUUUACUGUAGUAACCUAUUGUAAAUGUGUUGUAUAUCUGAUGUAUAGCUGUGUUUCCUUCUGAAGGACUGAUCUCUACCAAGUCUCCCUUUUAAUAAAAACAUUUUU
Molecule: messenger RNA, 4687 nt
Organism: Sceloporus undulatus (fence lizard)
Lineage: Eukaryota; Metazoa; Chordata; Lepidosauria; Squamata; Phrynosomatidae
Product: neuroendocrine protein 7B2-like
Exons: 12
Coding region: 53-3055 (1000 amino acids)
Biological process (GO): neuropeptide signaling pathway; regulation of hormone secretion
Cellular component (GO): secretory granule
Molecular function (GO): enzyme regulator activity
Source: RefSeq, a predicted model, not a curated record